UCAGCUGCUCAGUUCAAUAUCGCCGUCGUGUCAAACAGCCAUAAAUUCUCUGGAUUUUAAAUAUUUUCAAUCGUUUGACAUUAUUUUGAAUUAUUUCUUUCAAUUUUAAGAGUUUGAAACAUCGAUUAUUUAAAUUAAUUCUUAUAUUCUUGACUUUAGUAAAUAAUAAAAGUGGUUCAGCUCUAAGAUGUGAAAGUAUCAAGUAAUAGCAGCUAAUAAUAAUAUUCGCACAUCAUCUAAAAACGAUCUUGUUAGAAUCAUGACGACCAGUAAUUAUACCGGUUGGGAAAAAUAUAAAUUUCGAGGACAAUAUCUAGGAUAUAUUGCUAAAAUAAAAAUUUGUUCAAAUGAAACCCAACAGAAUUUUGAAAAUAAAUUAUUUGAAACCAAUACUGCGUGGUUUUCUCCUCUUCUUCGACUUAUUUUCCAUACACCAAGAUUAAAAAUAAUAAAUAAGUGCUCAAAGUUCACUUCAGUUUCGUCAUUGAAAAUUGCAAAAAAAAACUUGUUUCUUGCCAUAUUUCUUCUUUUUCUAUCUGCUGAAUUUGUGUAUGGUCAAGAGAAUGCUGAAAGCUACAGAAAGUUUUUAAAUACCAGUGGAAGACCUCAAUUAAACAUGAUAAGCUCAAAUUAUAACAUAACUGCCAUUUCCGAAAAAGAUCGGAUUGAUAAUAGCCCGCCUUUAAAUGAAUUCAAAUUGCAAAAUGAAGUGAAUAGAAAUAUUAAAACAAGCGCUCAAAGCGUUUCAAUAAACCGUAACGUUUUCCUGAAUUUUGAUAAUAUGCUACAACGACAAUUACGAGAAAAAGCCAGGUUGGACAGUUUAGAGUCUAUCAAAAUGCACAUACUUAUGCGAUUAAACCUUAAACAACUUCCAAAUAUAACAAAACCAAUACCAGUACCGCAAAAUAUAAUAGAUAACUUUUAUAAAGAUUACAAUUUAUCUACUAAAAGUGUUUUAUCAAACCGUGCAUUAAAUUCAGAUGUGCGACGAAAAGCAUCAGAAAUUUUGUCACAAAAUGCUAGCCAGAUUCGCAGUGCAAACACCGACGAUAUUAAAGAUAACGAAUCUUCUCAGAUGCAAGGGGAUGAUGCUUAUACUGCAAAUCAGUUCCCAAAUAUUUAUAAAAGAGAAUCCAACGAAAAUUUAGACACUAAAAGAAAAAUUCAAAUAUAUAGUAUAAAUGAUGAUUAUGAAGGUAUUCUUUCACAUAUCACCAACAUUUAUAUCUUUCCCGAACAAAUUCAUCAUUAUACUGAAAGUAAUCUUAAAAUUGAAGUGCUUCGAUUUAAAAUUGCAAACGACUACUCUGAAUUGUCCUACGCAACUCUUCAUAUAUAUGUACGAGGAUGGGACUGGAUAUGGGUACAAAAGCCGGAACUUAUCGAAGAAAUAAAAAAUCAGCAGAACAAAGAUAUUAUUGUUUCUAUUCACCGUGCUGAAAGAAAAGCGGCAAAUUGUACCCACAAAAUGAAGAUGUUUGAAUUUCGCCAAAGUAUACCAUUGGGCCAGGGAGAAUGGGUAAACAUAGAUGUGAAGCCCCUUUUUGGCGAUGAUUUGUCAAUUAAGACUCAGGAACUGCAAAUAAGCGGCCUUAAAUCUUGGAUGAACCCAUUAAUUGUGACCACUGAUACGGCAUCAAAAAAUCGUUUGACAGUUCACAUAGAAAUCGGAUCAAUAAAAAAACAUAGAAGAAAGCGCAGCGUCUAUAUGGACUGCACCGAGAAUGACCAUGAUCUGCGAUGCUGUAGAUAUCCACUGAAAGUAAAUUUUACAAGUUUUGGGUGGCAUUUUGUAGUGGCACCAACGUCAUUUGAUGCAUACUUUUGUAGCGGUGAUUGCAGAGUUGGAUACCUAGAACACUAUCCGCACACACACUUGGCCGCCUUGACGACUUCAGCUACGCCGUGUUGUUCUCCGACUAAAAUGAGUUCCUUAAGCUUGUUGUAUUUUGACGACAAUCAUAAUCUAGUGUUAAGUGUUAUACCUAAUAUGUCUGUAGAGGGUUGUAGCUGCUCUUAGACCAUGAGUUUACAAAAUUAAUUUAGAAAUAGUUGCAGAAAACAGAAAAAAAUUAUUAGAUUGAAUAAAUUAACUAAUU
This is a messenger RNA of Drosophila bipectinata, 2102 nucleotides long. RefSeq names its product growth/differentiation factor myoglianin (gene myo). Lineage: Eukaryota; Metazoa; Arthropoda; Insecta; Diptera; Drosophilidae. Gene Ontology annotation, molecular function: cytokine activity; growth factor activity. The record is from RefSeq and is a predicted model, not a curated record. Gene Ontology annotation, cellular component: extracellular region.